Molecule: messenger RNA, 2331 nt
Organism: Penicillium angulare
Lineage: Eukaryota; Fungi; Ascomycota; Eurotiomycetes; Eurotiales; Aspergillaceae
Exons: 4
Coding region: 1-2331 (776 amino acids)
Molecular function (GO): protein binding
Source: RefSeq, a predicted model, not a curated record
AUGGAUCCAAUUUCGAUCGCCGGGUUGGUCCUGGAAGUCGGCCACAUCGUCGCCAGCCUAAUCCAGUAUACAAAAUCAGUACAGGGGGCAAAAACAGAAAUGAGAAAACUAAGCGAGGAACUAUUCGCUUUACGAGGAAUUCUCGAUCAUCUAGCAGCACAAUCAUCUUCAGAGCCCCCAGCAUAUGAGAAGAUCGAAUCUGAAACCCCAACACUCUUCAAUGAAGAAGUCAUGAACCGGGUCCUACAAGCAACGAAAGAAUUCCUCGACACUCUCAUGAAAGAUCUAGAGCCAGCCGAAACGACAUUCAAAGGCAUCAAACAGAAGCUGAAGUGGCCAUUUACUCAAGAAAAGAUCGAGGGUCACCUUACCAGAUUAGAAAGGGUGAAAUCUUGGUUGAUUCUUGUUCUGACUGCGGACCAUGCUGCGGUCGAAAAAGAUAUUCAGAGAGAAAUUGGAAGUUUGGCUCGGUCUUUGACUGAAGAUAUGAGAAUUAGAGAGCAGGAACGAGAUCAGAAAGCGAAUCGGGAGCUUUUCCAAUGGAUAGCUCCUGUUAGUCCGGCUAAUUCGCAUUUGCGGGCAAAUGAAAAAUAUCAAAUUGAGUCUGGGAAAUGGUUUAUAGGAGGACAUCUGAAGCAUUGGCUACGUUAUGGUGAUAAGAAUAUCUUCUUCGUGGUUGGAAAGUCUGGGACUGGAAAGACCACCUUGUUCGCGCAAUCUGUCGAUGAACUCGUCUCAAUGGCAUCAAAAGACAAAACGCUCAGCUUCGCAUACUUCUACUGCUCGAUGAGCAAUGCCGCUUCUCAAAUCCCACAAAAUAUUCUGGGAUCAAUAGUAGCACAGCUAUCUGGAAAGGAAGACUCAAUUCUUGACAAAAUACGAUCAGUAUACAAUGACAUUCCGAAGUCCCAAGCACACAAGCGACCGGUGGACAUCAGUGCUCUCGAAGAAGCGAUAAUCCAACAUGCAUCUGGAAAGACCCGAGUGGUGUUCUUCAUUGAUGCUAUUAACGAAGGUCAGGAUACUAGAAGAAUUGAACUCAUACUGUUGAAGCUUGCUAGACUUGCCCCGAAUAUUCGCAUUGUCGUUACUACUACUUCGACAAUUGUGUUACCUCAGGAAGUUGAGAUGUUAAACCUCGAUGCAGCUACAAUGUCAGGUGAUAUUAAAGCAUAUAUAGACUACCGGCUUCAGUCUGACGAUGCAAUGAGGGGACUGAAGCCUGAUUUUAAAAAAGAAAUCCGUACAAAGCUGCUCGAAAAUGCCGAUGGAUCAUUUCGCUGGACACAGCUUUCGAUAGAUAAUCUUUGCACACAGAGAACCGCGAGAUCAAUGCGUGAAGCGCUGCGCAAUCUUCCUGGAACUUUGCGUGAGAUGUACGCCAGCACUUUAGAGAGAGUCUCAAUGGAAGAUCGACACUUCGUGCGCGAGGCUCUGUUCUGGCUUAGCUUUGCUCAAGAUCAUCUCUUUGCAAAUGAACACCUGACACUUGAUGUUCUCAACGAAGUAGUAGUUUUAGAUGAUGAUUGCACGACAUUAGAUGAGGAUAUGAUGCUUGUUCCUGCUCAUGUUCUUCUGGAUAUUUGUCAAGGUCUGAUCACCCAAGAUCAAUCCGGCUACGUUACCCUCGCGCAUUCAUCCAUCAAAGAAUUCUUAACAUCGGACUGGAUCAAAGGAUCACACGUUAGCUACUUUAGCUUGAACCCACACACUUCAAACGCUAGAAUCACCCGAAAAUGCCUCGUUUACUUAUGUCUUGACAACUUCAAGAGCGGAUACACUUCCAGACAAGAGAUCUUCCGACGAAUCAAACAAUACAGUUGUCUGAAAUAUACAGCUUUCGUUUGGCCGAAAUACGCCGCAACUUCAAACCUUGGAGAGACCGAGAGGAAUUUGAUAAGGAAGUUCUUUGAUACUCGACAUCUUCCACGGCAAGGAAACUUCGGUGCCUGGAUGCAGACACUUUUACCUGGGAUAGAUGAGCAAAUCAUCGCGACAACCCAUCCAUUAUACUACGCUGCCUCGUUUGGAAUGGAGGCUGUCGUAAAGAUGAUUCUCGAGUUCGAUCCUGAUGUUGAUAUAAAUGCUGCAGGAGGGCGUGUUGGAGCUACAGCUGUCUUUGCCGCUAGUUAUCGGCAACAAUUCGAGACUGUGGAUUUGCUUUUGCGGGCUGGGGCAGAUCCGACUAUUCCUGACCCUGAUACAGGAUUUACUGUCUUUAGUUUGUCUAAGAUGUCGAAGUGGUCUGGAUUGAGGGAGCCUCUAUCUCGCUGGUUAUCUGAAAAGGAUACCAAGCUUCAAGACGAGUAUCCAUUGAGAUUCGGGUUGUAA